Molecule: messenger RNA, 1581 nt
Organism: Neoarthrinium moseri
Lineage: Eukaryota; Fungi; Ascomycota; Sordariomycetes; Amphisphaeriales; Apiosporaceae
Exons: 1
Coding region: 1-1581 (526 amino acids)
Source: RefSeq, a predicted model, not a curated record
AUGCCUCGAGCCCAGGCAGCCAAAAAGCGUGGGACCGGAUCAGCCGCUGCCGCUCGACGUCCGAAGAAAGCCAUCAUCCGCCGGCGCGCACCUGCCCGCCGUCGUGGAGCGGCCAAUUCCGAGGCUGAGGAUGCUUCUCAGGGAGCACGGCGGCUCCGCGGUGCCGAAAGGGGCACAAUUCCUGCCUGUACAGAGGUGCCGCCGCCCAUCCACCAGCGUGUCGCAGCGCUCAUCGGGAGUCGCUGGCCAGGCAAGCGAAAGGCGUCCAACGCGUGGGACGACCGUAUCUGUAAGCGGCACUGCGGCUCGCCACUCUACGACAUGCCGUGGGAGGCGCCGGAUGAGAGGCGAUACAACGUCGCCCACAAGCCGGGAGUGAACGACGGGCACCAGAUCAUCGAGACGCCCCCCUACUCGCGUGCGCACCUGCUGGGCAACUCGGACCCGAGCGACGAGCUGGUACCUGCUGAUCGCAACCUAUGGGCGCAGCGGCGAAAUGGAGCGGUGCCGGAUCCCACAGCAGCCAUGGGCAUGUUUGCCAGACUGCCGGCUGAGAUCCGGGACGAGAUCUUCCGGCACCUGCUUGUCCACCAUAACGACAUCAAGGUGUUGGAGAAAUGGACGUUGGUAUUCCCACGCUCGCGGCCCAAUCUGGAUCUCGGGCUGCUGCGGGCCUGCCGUAUCUUCUACUUGCAGGGCGUUCGCAUCCUGUAUGGCGAGAACACGUUCACGUACAGGACCCGCGACAUCGCGGACAACAAGGAGGAGAAGGGGAUCGUCGAGAAGCAUGUCUACUCGCACGACCGCAUCCCCAUCGAGCGCCACGGCCACCUGUUCCGCAACAUCCGGAUCGCGGUCGAGGCGAACCGGCUGUGGGGGUUCGACGGCCGCCGCGUCCUGCCCGAGGCCCUGCAGAAGUUCCUCCCGGAGUCCAUCCCCGCGGCGCUGCACACGGUGACCAUCGAGCUGCCGGCGCAGACGCGGGCCAUGCUGAACAUGAACCGCGACUCGGGCACCAGGAAGGGGGAAGUACCGACCGCCUCGUGGUUCCGCUCCGACAGCCCGGUGCUGAAGACGCUCGAGAGACUCAACUGCCAGUUCAUCCGCAUCCUGGCUUACGACAAGGAACGCAACUACUACAGCGCCGUCAUCGACCGGCGCCCGCACUUCACGCAGAUGAACGCCGACGAGGGCAAAUAUCAUAUGUGGGCGCAUGACGCAGUCAUCCUGGGGCGGCGCAAGGCUCAGUCGAUCCAAGCCCGAGCUACGCUGGGGACGAUGAGGUACUGGAUUGAGAGGCUGGUGAUCGACCCGCAGGCUGUUGUGAGGCCGGGCCACUCGCCUUUCCAGAACUACGAGCCCGACAUACAGGGCGAUGGCCCAUUGGAGUCGUUGCCCAGCGGGACCAGCACACCGUCAAGCCGCAGAUCUGGCAGACUUGUCAACUACAGUCUAGGCUCACAAUCCUUUGACGAUUCCGAAGAUGAUGAGGACGACUCGAGGAUAGAUACUGGCUCGUCAAUUGGAGAUUAUGACAACGGGGAGGACGAAUACGAGGACAACUCUAUGUUCGUUAGUUGA